Molecule: messenger RNA, 1686 nt
Organism: Microdochium trichocladiopsis
Lineage: Eukaryota; Fungi; Ascomycota; Sordariomycetes; Xylariales; Microdochiaceae
Product: MOSC domain-containing protein
Exons: 1
Coding region: 1-1686 (561 amino acids)
Molecular function (GO): pyridoxal phosphate binding; molybdenum ion binding; 2 iron, 2 sulfur cluster binding
Source: RefSeq, a predicted model, not a curated record
AUGGCCCGUCGUGGCGCAGUCGAUAUCACGAAAGAGACUGUGAUGACGUUGAAGCCAGCACCGUGGCCGAAGGAGGCAACCCUGAUUCAAGCCCGAACAGGGAAAGUCAAGAAAGCAGGGUUGGGAGGCGAAAUAACGUCCGCCAUCUACAAGAAGGAACAUGACGGACCCCUAUUCUGCGAUGCAACAGGAUUGGAAGGUGACGACCACGCAGCCAAGUCGCACGGUGGCACAGAACGAGCUGUGCAUCAGUACAAUCCAGAACACUACGAAGAUUGGCAAACCGAAAGCGUUGCCAACCCGCACCUGUACGACACUGGCUCUUUCGGCGAAAACAUUGCUACGACAAACCUGAGCGAAGACAAUGUUUGCAUCGGCGACAUAUACCAACUCGGCGGCGAAGUCCUCCUCGAGGUCAGCGAACCUAGACACCCGUGCUACAAGCUCAAUGCACGCUUCGAGUGGCCGAGAAUGUUGAAGCGAACAAUCCAGACAGGACGUUCGGGCUGGAACAUGCGUGUGCUGAAGACGGGGAUGAUUUGCAAGGGCGACAAGAUGGUUCUGCUCAAGCGACCAUAUCCCAAGUGGUCCGUUCUCAACGUGCAGCGCGUCACUAGAGGCAAGCACGUCGCGCUCACUCUUCUUUCGGAUUGCAUCCAGCUUCCCAUGACCGAGCUGUGGCUGGACAUUGCCAGCACGAGACUGAGGCGAGCUCAGAAACGCUACACUCUGGUCGACGCUGAGCUCGUCACACCGCGCGUUCGAAGACUUACCUUCCACAUGAAGGAGACGCUGGUGUUGACGAAGCCAGAGUUUGACCCUUACGCAUUUGCAAUGAUCAACUUUGGACCUGAUGGGAGACUUAGCCGAUCCUACUCCAUUGUCGACGGGGACUUGCACCAGUUCAGUAUUGCUGUGUCUCUCGAUCAGAACUCCAGAGGAGGCUCAGCAUAUCUGCACCAGGAGCUCAAGAUUGGGGAUGAGAUCACCAUGGCACCUGGCGAUAAUCCUCGUGCUCAAGAGAACGACAAGAAGUGCGACGAGGGUCUCCCACUUGUUCUGAUCGUCGGAGGCAUUGGUAUCACUGCAUUCCUCCCAUCCAUCAGGCGCUGGGAAAGCAAAGGCUUGUCGUGGCAUCUUCAUUACGCCGUUCGCAGUGCAAGGGAAGCAGCAUUCUUGGAUCGCCUCCCCAAGCACAGGACCACCCUUUACGUAUCUGAGGAGGGCCAAAGGCUCAAUGUACAGUCUGUCAUUCCGAAGCUAGACACGCACGGUAACCCAAAGGCCCGCAUAUUCUCAUGCGGUCCCCGACGCAUGAUGCAGGAAUGUUCUCGCAUCACCGACGAGCACGGCUACCAAGAACAUAUGGUUCAUUACGAAGACUUUGGAAGCGGGGAAGGCGGUGAUUUCGGCGAGCCUUUCGAUGUCGAGGUUUUCGACCCGGACGAGAACAGGCAUGAGAAUCUCACGGUUCCUGCCAACAAAUCAUUGCUCGAUGUCUUGACAGAGGUAGGCUUUGAUGUCACCUCGUCAUGCCUGGCUGGUGCGUGUGGUGCAUGCAAAGUUACUUUAUGUAAAGGUGAAGUUGAUUACAGGAGCACAUGCCUUCUCUCGAAUCAAAAAGGGCAUGCCGUGCAAAGUUGUGUUGAUCGUGGCAUUGGAAAGAUCAAGAUAGAGAUAGACUAG